AGCUCUCACUUUCUGCAGCUUGAAAUAAACCCGACUUGCAACACAGAAGCAAGUGCAACCACAGCAGGGUUUGAGCAGGAAAAACCUUCACAGGGGGGCUAGUGAAGGACGAGUGGGGGAAAGGAGGUGGUUCUCUGUCACCAGAAAAAGUACUGCCACUCAAUUUUUUCCACUUAUCGUCAGCCCCCCCAUGACGCCCCAAAAGCGAAGACAAGAACUGACCACUGAAUGACAAUAUAUAAACCUGGUGAAAGAGGGCUGACAAUAGACUUCUCUGCCUUGACAAAGAAGUCACCAGCAAUGAAGCUCCACGCUGCAGCUAUCCUCGUCAUCUUCUGGCUUGGCAUCUUCACUCUGCACACAGUGAAAGGAAGCAUUGCAAGUCAGUCCAUGGCCAAAUUCAGUUGUGUACGUCUGUCUACCCGGCAACUCAAUAUCCGAAAUCUUGUCAACUAUGAAAAGCGACAAGUUCCAGUAGAUGCCAUCGUGUUUAUCACUGCAAAAGGUAUCAAGAUCUGCGUAAGCCCUGAUCACAAACAGGCGCAGGCUGCUAUAAAGAAAAUAGACCAAACACGUACCACCAAAGGCAAAUGAUGCUGUCCUAGGCAAGCAUCUAAGGCCAACCAAAUGGAAUCAUCAUCAGUGCUGCACAUCACAGGGAAGAAAACCUUAGUAUCUGCCUUUAAUUCCUAUUUAUUAGUUGGCAAUAAAUCUCUGAACAAGCAUGAACUCAACAGAA
This is a messenger RNA of Falco peregrinus (peregrine falcon), 739 nucleotides long. RefSeq names its product lymphotactin-like. Gene Ontology annotation, biological process: cellular response to tumor necrosis factor; lymphocyte chemotaxis; cellular response to interleukin-1. Gene Ontology annotation, cellular component: extracellular region. The record is from RefSeq and is a predicted model, not a curated record. Lineage: Eukaryota; Metazoa; Chordata; Aves; Falconiformes; Falconidae. Gene Ontology annotation, molecular function: CCR chemokine receptor binding; chemokine activity.